This is a messenger RNA of Atta colombica, 1995 nucleotides long. Its product is annotated as calcium/calmodulin-dependent 3',5'-cyclic nucleotide phosphodiesterase 1A-like. Gene Ontology annotation, molecular function: 3',5'-cyclic-AMP phosphodiesterase activity. Gene Ontology annotation, biological process: signal transduction. Bases 1 to 1995 code for a protein of 664 amino acids. The transcript has 12 exons. Lineage: Eukaryota; Metazoa; Arthropoda; Insecta; Hymenoptera; Formicidae. The record is from RefSeq and is a predicted model, not a curated record.
AUGGCGACCCUUCUGAGAGUUGCAUCUCCGCCGGAUAGACGAGUUACAAGAGACGAUAUUGGGGUAGCCCCGACUAUAGCGGUAAACAACGCAGCUGCUACUAGCUGCAGCAGUGUAAGCGGUGCGACAUCUUCGAAAUUGCGCAAUCCUUCCUCUUCUCCCGGUCGAAAUGGCCAACUCUCCAAACAGGGCACCUUGACGAUAGUACGUCGAAGUUCCAGCAAAAGCAAAAGCGGUGGAAAUUUUGAAAAUUCACCACCGCGCAAUCUUGAUACUUCGUGUCUAUCGAGUCAAUCCGUUGACCUUGAAGAGAUUCUCGAUAAUGUCGAUCUCACGACGGAUUCGCUUCCUGCCAUUGACACACCCGAUGCAUGCGAUAAAGCUGCCCUUAGAUUGAGGUGUUUAUUGAGACAAUUACAACAUGGAGAAAUAUCCGCCGAAUUACUUCAACGAAAUUUGCAUUACGCAGCUCGCGUACUCGAAGCUGUUUUUAUCGAUGAGACCAAGGUGAGUUCAGGCGGGAAUGAGUGCGCUCGGUCAUCACGUAGGGGGGCGGGCCUGACGUCUUCAUCCCUAGGGGCCGGCUUGGACCCAGAUGGACCACAGGGCCAUACGGUGGUAACCCAGAAACGGAAACUUCGCACCCCCAUAUGGGCAAGACGACUAGCGGAUGAAGAUGACGAGCUAUCAGAAGUGCAGCCAGAUGCAGUACCACCGGAAGUGCGUGAAUGGCUGGCAUCGACUUUCACUAGGCAACUCGCCACCACUAGACGGAAAGCUGAUGAGAAACCGAAAUUCCGCUCGGUCGCGCAUGCUAUCAGGGCAGGCAUAUUCGUCGAUCGAAUCUAUAGGAGAGUUACGAACACCGCCCUCAUGCAAUUUCCGCCGGAAGUUGUGAAAGUACUUAAGACUUUAGAUGAUUGGUCGUUCGAUGUAUUUUCUUUGAACGAGGCCGCUCUGGGGACGCCAGUAAAAUACCUAGGUUAUGAUCUCCUCAAUCGAUAUGGUAUGAUUCACAAGUUUAAAGUACCUCCUGCAAUUUUGGAGUGCUUCCUCGGAAGAGUUGAAGAGGGUUAUUGCAGGCAUCGAAACCCAUAUCACAACAACCUCCACGCUGCUGAUGUUGCGCAAACGAUGCAUUACAUCUUGUGUCAAACGGGUUUGAUGAAUUGGUUGACCGAUCUCGAGAUUUUCGCUACCCUUGUGGCAGCGAUUAUUCAUGAUUACGAGCAUACUGGGACCACAAACAAUUUCCACGUAAUGUCCGGUAGUGAUACAGCGCUCCUAUAUAACGACCGUGCUGUGUUAGAAAAUCAUCACAUUUCGGCCAGCUUUCGGAUACUUAGAGAAGAUGAUUGUAACAUACUACAGAACUUAUCAAGAGAGGAAUUUCGAGAAUUUCGAUCGCUCGUGAUUGACAUGGUUCUUGCCACCGACAUGAGUUUUCAUUUUCAACAGCUAAAAAAUAUGAAAAAUUUACUAAGUUUGACAGAACCAAGCGUAGAUAAGAGCAAAGCUGUUAGCUUGGUCCUCCAUUGUUGCGAUAUUUCGCAUCCUGCCAAAAGAUGGGAUCUUCAUAAUAGAUGGACAAUGCAACUUCUUGAAGAGUUUUUCAGACAAGGUGAUAAAGAGAGAAAGCUUGGAUUGCCAUUUUCUCCUCUAUGCGAUCGCAAUAAUACGUUGGUAGCUGAAUCUCAAAUAGGAUUCAUAGAAUUUAUUGUCGAGCCUAGUAUGCAAGUAUGCAGUGACAUGCUGGAAACCGUUCUUGCGCCACUCAAUGUCAAGGACACUACGGAUGAACCUAACAAUGGUUCGGGAGGAGAAAAUAGAAGAUUUAAAAUUGGCAAACCUUGGAUUUCCUGUCUUGCAGAUAAUAAAAAAAUCUGGAAGGAACAAGCAGUCCGAGAUGCAGAAAUCAAAGCACAAAAAGAGCAAGAACAAAAAGCUAGCACUCGUGAAGACGGUGGAAGAACACAAGCUGCGGCCGAAGAAUGA